CUACCGCUACCAGGAGCGGCCAGUCCGUCGGCAACAGUCGCCGCGGCGUGUCGUGUGGUGGUUUGGUGCCUUCUGCUUUUUUGGGUGCUCGGUAUCGUCGGCGUGCGUCAUCGAGCAGCUUCGGCGGCGUCCCGUUGGCUCUCUUCCUGGUGUCCCACCGCGGCGUGACCGUUGAGGCCGCGUUCCGUACGUCCGUCCUGCCUGGUGACCGGCCGUCCGUUCGUUCGUGCCAGCGGAGCGAGCUGUUUGUUUUCGCACGGCACGCGCGGUGCCGUUCGGCCCCAGCGGGACAUCUUGUCGCUUGUCUUGUCGUCAACUCGUCGCCCCUCGGCCGGAAGAAGAAGAAGCCCCGCUGCCCUGGUUCUAUCCUGAUUGGGACGAGGCGGAAAGGCUAGACGGAGAUAAAUUAGCGGCCGCGUUGCCGGUGCUGUCUUCGAGAUCGCGGUCUUGCGGUGACCUCCGUCGAUAAGGCUCGGCCGUAUCGUGUCUGCGUCGGCCUGGAAUGAGGCGAAGGUGAUAAGAGGAAGUAUACAGUGAUUAAGGAAGAAGACGGACGGGUUUCUUUUUUCUUUCUAUCUGUGGAGAACCUCUUCGUCUCUUUGAGUGCCGGUGUAACGAGGAAGACGGCCGUUCUGCGACUGGAAGCAAGAGGCAAGGCCAACGCGCCGCAGUUUUACUUCUCGCCUGAAAAAUGUGUGCCACCAGUGCAAAGUUCGCAGGAGAGGACGCGGCCGCCCGGUUACGGCUGUUCAGCGUCGGACUCGUCGCAGUCGCCUUUCUCUUCUGCUCUGCGGCGGCUGCACCCGAUCACGAAACGCCGGGCGGCAGCUGUCCCAACGGCCGACUGACGUUCGAGCUGGUCACUGGCUACGUGUACAGCGCGCCGUCUGACACGAUCGAGCUGAAGCCCGGCACGCUGCAGCUGACCGACUGCUUGGAGCACUGCCGCCGCAACGCGUCGUGCCAGUCGGUGAACUUCGAGACCGGCCUGUGCGUCCUCUUCACCUCGAGCGCCACCGAGCGGCCGGCGUCGCUGGCGGUCUCGCAGUUUCCCGUGUUCACACUCUACGCGCAAAAGAUAUGCCUCUUCGGGAAACGUCGCUGCAGUCGGGACUGGGCCUUCGAGCGCGUCACGGGCUACGCGCUGCGAGACUUGGCGAGAAAGCGCCUGCACGCGGUGGCCCGCGAGGAGUGCAUGGACAUGUGCCUGGACGAGACCGAGUUCCAGUGCCGCUCGGCCAACUUCGACCCGUCGACUGGCGAAUGCGCCAUCAGCGACAUGGACCGGCAUUCGGUGGUCGGGGACCGCUACUUCGUGCCCUCGGGCGAGACCAACGAGUACCUGGAGAGCAACUGCGUCGACGAGUCUGUGCGGUUGUGCGAGUUCCGGACCGUGAGCGGCAAGAUCCUGAAGACGGUGGACGCCGUGUUCCAGAACGUGACCACCCUGGAGGAGUGCCGGCGGCUGUGCCUCAGCGUGCCCUACCGGUGCCACUCGUUCGACCUGGGCGACCCGGAGAACAGCGUGUGCCGCAUCAGUCACCACGCGAGGGCGUCGCUGUCGCACAUCGAGAACCCCUACCUCGAGAUACCCGGCGCCGCCACCAACGAGCUCGCCGCCUGCUACAACGUGACCAUUCAGUGCAAGGCGCGCGAGAUGGUCGCCAUGGUGAAGACGAGCAAGAUCUUCAACGGCAAGGUCUACGCCAAGGCGCGGCCCAACUCGUGCGUCACCGACGUGGUCAACAGCCUCGACUUCCAGAUACGCAUGGCCUACCACGAGCUCGACUGCGAUGUCAAGCAGGAGGUCAGUCAGAGCCUAGGCCAGUUCUCGACCGACAUCGUGAUUCAGCACCACGACAUGAUUGUGACCAACCAGGACCUCGGCCUGUCCGUGCACUGUCAGUACGACCUCGCCAACCGGAGCGUCUCCAACGGGGUGCAACUGGAGGUCGACGGGCGCGAAGUGGAGACCUCGCAAAGCCAGUUGGCCACGGUGAGCUCGCCGAACGUGACCAUGCGCAUCACGGACCGCCAAGGAGACGACGUGUUCACGGCUCAAGUGGGAGACUCGCUGGCGCUUCGAUUCGAGAUCGUCGACAGCAACAGCCCAUACGAGAUCUUCGUGCGCGAACUGGUCGCCAUGGAUGGUGUGGAUAGCAGUGAGAUAUUACUGGUCGACAGCCACGGAUGUCCCACCGACCGCACCAUUAUGGGUCCGCUGCACAAGGUCAACGACGACGGCAAGGUCCUGCACGCGCCCUUCGACGCCUUCAAGUUCCCAACCUCCGAGAUUGUCCAGUUCAAGGCGCUGGUGACACCCUGCCUACCUACCUGCGAAGCGGCCCGGUGUUCGGAGAAGAGCCAGACUCCCUACGGUCGCGAAGUGGACUCCUUCGGCCGCCGGCGGCGCCGUUGGACCGAGCAGGGCGCCCCGGGCGAGAACGGGGUGUGGCGUCGGCCUCGCCGAUCGUCAUCGCCGGCCGCCGGCGACGACGAAGACGACGAACUGGUCGUCGUGCAGACGAUCCACAUCACCGACAAGUUCGGCUUCGCCAGGUCGCAGCAGAAGGACGGCGAGAACGGAGCGGACGGUUCCUCGAAGGACACCAUGAUGUUGCCCACGGACGGUUCAAGCUGCAUCAACGUGGUCGGUCUCAUAGUGGCCUGCUCCAUGUUCCUGAUGGCCCAGGUGGUCCUUCUGCUCGUCUGGGGCUGCGUCUGGCAACGCAGGCGCCGCAACAAGCUCGACGAGUACAACACGCCCAGCAUCGACAUCCUCUACUCGUCUUCCAGAGAAAGCAGCGUGCGGUAUGCGAGGGACGGCUCUACCAGCCGUCAAGCAGCUGGCAGCGCGGCGUUCAACUCGAUUUUCAACGGGCCUUGCCGGCACCUGCAGUCCAGGCGCUGAAAGAUGUGCAAGAUCUCUCGCGCCAGCAUCUACGUAUUAAACACACGUACACCAUGCGUGCAUGGCGCAAGCAAGAAAGGUCCCCCAACUUCGCGCCAACGACUAGCUCGACACUGCCAAUACGUAUACCUACGAGAACAAGAAAUUCUCAGAAACGUGUGUGCUGCUCUACACGGCACGUCUUCAAGACGUCGUGACGAAGACCACGCAGCGACCACUCGCACUUGCAGCACGACCGGCCGUCGGCAUCUCCGAAGCCAGUGAAAAAAAAAGACAGUGCAACUGGUGUUUGGUGCAUUGCCUACGACGCCUAUGUUGCUGCCAACGCUGCUUCGAAACUUUGUUUUUGUGCUUUUGUGUAAAUGUGUGGCAUCUUUCUUUCGGUCCCCCUUGUGCGUCGUGGUGCGCGCACCAAAGAACAAUCGCUUGGCCGGAGGUCGCAAGAUAUGACACGCCAGUUCGUUGACUCCAGCGUGCUGGACGUUUGUUACGUGUGCAUCGAAUGUGAACUCUCUCUCAACCCUCUGUGAAGUGAACAUUGUAGUGGUCUCGUGUGCCUCGAACUGCUCUUGAAGGAGGGGACUGGUUCCCUAUAGCGUAUAUUUCGGUAUCUGGAAACAUGGGAAUGACUGCGAAAGCUUUAGUCUCGCAGGAAUUGACUCAUUCCUGCAGUGUGUAAGACUGUCUAGUAUUAGGUGCUGGUCUCUUACUAGUUUAGUCCGCGUAGAACGCGAGGCUGACACAAAACUUCAAAGAUGCCUCUCUUGAAUCUAGAUAUGGUUUCGGUUUCGGCUGUUGCUAGUGGUUGAGCAUAAAAGAACGAAAUUAGUGCCGGAAUCGUAGUUUAAUGUCAUAUGGCAUUCGCAGAAUGUUCGAACCUAUCCUGGUUUUAGCGUCUGUGUUCUUUUUAUCGUGAGCUUCUUCUGGAUAUCGUUUGCGCUAAUAUUAUAUAUGUUAUCUAACUGUUGAGCAACAGCUCUUAACCAACCAUACUUAUCUUGCGUUAGAAGAGUUGUCUAGUUCGAAAAACUUGACAAGGGCUUCCAUCUGUGCUUUAAUGACCGGUAUUUCUAUUUCGCCAUUCCUAUACAGGGGACUGCACUACAAGAUAUUUUUACGCACUACGUUCACCAAACCCACAAGGCAGCUAGCUCCUCGCAUCGUUUAUGUUUUUUUUUAUCAGUUCAGUGUCCAUAUACCGUUUAACCAUAAUCAGUGUCACAUAAAUUACUGUGACGUGACUCACAGGUGGGAAUAUGGCGAGCUGUAGUCGUGUUACCUUACUCUCUUCCACUUGGCAAACUCACGUUGCUACUCAGUGCGUUGCAUGGCGCGCACUCAUCUGCCAAGGUAUUUCAGAUGCACAUGGCUUUUUACCGUAACAAAAAUCAGUGCAGGAGUCAGCCAAAUGUUUCAGCUGAGAGCCUUUAUUGUGCGUCCCGCUUAACACUAAUUUCAAAACUCGCGUUUAAUUGCGUAAAGUGAUUUAACCCACGGGAGCCCAAUUAACUUAACAAUCACAGGAGCACAGCGAGCCUUGCUGCCAAACCACAAAGACUCACUCAAUGUGGACGCUUGUGUGCCCCCCUCUCAGUCGGGUCAGAAUGACGUGCCUUAGACAACGGACGUGCCUGAGUGUUUCGUGACACGUCGUCAUCAACGAAGGCCGACGCUCCCUCAGCAAACCACGCUUCGCCAAAGGAGUGAACCCGUGAAGGGUCGGCGUCGUCCCAACGUUAAAUGUAUAGAUUAUUUAUAGAUGACGUCAUGUCGCGCGAAAAGCUCAGGCGUGGAAGUUUUCUAACCUCCACAAUUCUCGAACGACCCUCGACUCGAUGCUCGUCCCUCCAUUCCACUGAGGGAAGCACAGCUCUGACUUUCUACUGAAGAAGGCGCUACACUUUUCAACAACUGCCGUGGAAUGUCGAUGAAGCGCAAGGACAACUUCUGUCGAGGGUUGGCGCUACAACCUGCUUAUCUCGUAAAACCUCCUGCAUCUUCUAAAAGUACCGGAAUGCUUUGAUCUCGCCGCCGUGCUACGCGAUUGGACGAUAACUUCGGCGCGCCCCCUGGUAUCGUCCAAGAGAAGCUAGAAGACGACGCCCGCCUGGCGCGCACCGGUCGCCGUUCUCAAACGGGGCGCACUUAAAGAUUUCGCUUGAUUCACACGUGUCCGGCACCGGGCCCUCGUCAUUGCGAAGUGCCGUUGCUGGUCGCUCGGCCAACACGUUGCCGGCGCGGCGAGUGACAAGAUUGAAACGUAACGAAAGAAGAAAGCCAGCCUCUCUUCCGCUUGUUCACCCAACGGAAAUGGAAAGGAGCGAAAGGCUAUGAUGUCGCUUUAACUUACGGAU
Molecule: messenger RNA, 5265 nt
Organism: Dermacentor andersoni
Lineage: Eukaryota; Metazoa; Arthropoda; Arachnida; Ixodida; Ixodidae
Biological process (GO): anatomical structure morphogenesis
Source: RefSeq, a predicted model, not a curated record